AGGAUCCAAUUCGCGAUGGUCUCCUCCCUAAUCGCGAACGUCAUGCUGCUGGUGGCGAAGAUCGUGGCAUUCAUCCUGUCGCAGUCCAAGUCGGUGCUGGCCAGCGCUGCAGACUCCUUCGUGGACAUCGCCAGCCAGGUGGUAAUAGCGGUGGCCGAGAAGUAUAUGCGCAGCGCGGAUCCGCGGUUUCCGGUGGGACGCACGCGGCUGGAGACCGUGGGCGUGGUGGCCUGCGCCAUCAUCAUGACCAUCGCCACCAUCGAGGUCAUCCAGUCAGCCGCCCAAGACCUCCUCGCCGGCUUCCUACACGGGCAGCUGCCGCCUCUGGACAUGGGCUGGCUGAUGUAUGCCAUUCUGGGGGCGGCCACGGCGGUCAAGGUGGUGCUUUUCAUCUACUGCUUCGCGCUCAAAAAUCAGUCGGACUCCAUGCUGGCGCUGGCCGAGGACCACAGCAACGACAUUGUCAGCAACCUGGGCGCCAUUGCAUGCGGGGCCAUUGCCAGCAUCAGCCCAAAAGUGUGGUGGGUCGACUCUGUCGGCGCCAUACUCAUCUCCCUCUACAUCAUCUGGUCCUGGGCGCGCAUCCUGCAGGGGCAGGUGAACAAGAUAGUGGGGCUGGGGGCGCCGGUGGAGUUUGUAACAACGCUGGAGGAGUUGGCCAAUGCACACGACGCCAACAUGGAGGUGGACGUCAUUCGUGCGUACCACUUUGGCGCGCGCUUCAUUAUUGAGGUCAUUAUGCCAGCGACCAUGAGUGUGAGAGAGUCACACGACAUCGCCUUGCAGCUGCAGCACAGGGUGGAGGGAUUUGAUGAGGUGGAGAGGGCUUUUGUGCACGUCGACUACGAGCGGAGAGUCGAGCCAGAGCACAAGGUGGAUCGGAACUUGCAAAGAAACACCAUGAACCUCUUUGAGCCACAUGAGAGCUGCACUCUUCAUGGGUCGGGGUCUGGGGGAGCCUUGCCGUCUCCUAGGAACAAUGCUCUUGAGGAGAAAUUGUCAAAGUGACUGGCGCAUCGCCAAGGCAGCAUCAAUAUAUCAGCCCCAAUUUGUGUUCAAUUCCUGUUCAGUCCUCAAGUGCACCUUUCUGGGUCCAGGAUACUGGAAGGAAAGCUUACACGUAUAAACUAAUUAAUGCUCUCUUGCGUAUAUGCUCAGAUGAGCUAACUUGAACAGCAAGUCAAUCGCUUGUUCCUGUCAAUUUUCGCAUGUAACUUAGCAACUGUUUAUG
Molecule: messenger RNA, 1231 nt
Organism: Coccomyxa subellipsoidea C-169
Lineage: Eukaryota; Viridiplantae; Chlorophyta; Trebouxiophyceae; Coccomyxaceae
Product: cation efflux protein
Exons: 7
Coding region: 16-1008 (330 amino acids)
Biological process (GO): monoatomic cation transport; transmembrane transport
Cellular component (GO): membrane
Molecular function (GO): monoatomic cation transmembrane transporter activity
Source: RefSeq, a predicted model, not a curated record